AUGGGAAACUAUGCCAUUCUUAUUGGUAUUGACCAAUACACUUUUGAACCUCUCCGGGGAAGCGUCCGCGAUGUGCGCAGAUUUCAUCGCGGGCUUCAGCAGAUAGAUCCUACUAUGGAUAUACAGCUUCUUACAACGGCAACUGGGAGUGAUACACCCGUGGCGGACACUGCUAUGGCAAAAUCUCCCACAUACAACAAUGUUGUUACUGCUCUUGAGUCUGUCAUGAGAUCAGCUGGACAGGGUGACUUUGUCUAUAUUCAUUUUUCUGGCCAUGGUACCUGUCUGAAGCCCACUGCCAAGUUCUCAAACACAGCCACCGGUGACCUUGCUCUGGUGUUACUUGAAAGUGAAACAGACUUUCAAGGGAGAUGUCUGGGAGGACCGCGGCUGGCGACUAUGCUAAACACUCUCGUCCACAGCGGUGUCGUGUUGACCAUCACUCUCGAUUGUUGCUAUGCAGGAGCUGUCUACCGUCAUGAUGACGAUGAGGAUGACCUGGGAACACGCUGUUUGCCCUUCACGCCGGCUAUGUAUGCGCAAUAUUUAGAAGACAACUACGCUGCUGACGUGUAUUUGGACAAUACCAACCGUGCUGGCGAGAUGCGAAACGGUUCCUUGCGCUCGAAUUGGCUCCUUGAUCCGGCGGGAUACGUCAUAAUUUCCGCAAGUGGUAUGCUAGAGAAGGCACGUGAAAUUCAACUCAACGGCGAAAUCCACGGGUCUCUCUCUUUCUUUUUGGGCGAGGCACUCUUCCAACUCAACGGAUUAAAGCUGGAGCUGGGGCAUGUCUUCAAUCACGUUCGUGCCAGAUUCAGUGAACAUUCACUCCUUCAGAAUCCGACGUUGUAUGGCAACAGGCAUGGAAGACUACUGCAACUCAGCUCACAUACUCUGGAUAUACCGACCACAGCUAUAUCGGUUAUCGUCCGUAGAGACGGCUCGCUUGAACUCCAGGCCGGUCGUGCGCACGGUGUUGGUGAUGGCGAUACGUUCUCACUCCACAAGUUUGGCCACCAAUUGUCGCCCUCCUCUGGUACAUCAACCCAGGCAAUCGUUCGAGAGGCAAAAGCUUUAACAAGUCUACUCGACUACAUUGUUGACACUGAGUCGGCGUGCAAUGAAAGCUCCGCCAAGACAAACUUGAUUGCCAUCCCCAUCAAAACAACAGGCCUCAGCGAAUACCCCGUUCGAAUCUAUCCCAAACCAAGUAAUUCUGAGCAUAGAGUGAUAUGGCAAGAUGAGCUACAAAAUCGAUGUCUCAGUUCUGUUGAAGACCAAUCGCUCCCUACUACAUUUCAUGUUUCUUUACAAUACCAGCAGCAAAUACAAGAACAGCUACACAUCGAAUUUCUCAUUUCUACACCCAACUUCCCAGCACUCCAACCAGUUUCCGACACAAUCAUAUGUCAAGAUUACAAAUCAGGAGUUGCACAGAUCUGUGACACUCUAGUACAUAUGGCUCAAUUUAUGAUGGUCAGAGAUUUACACAACCCUCAAAUGAUCCCCGGAACUAGCCCCUUUCUGAAUCUGUUUUCGGUUUAUAUCGAAAACAACGGUCAGCAUAAACCAGGAAAUUUAAUAAGGGUACAACAUGAAAACGAGAUUCAACUUCUUUUGGGAAAUAGGACUAACCACAGUCUUUAUUUCUACGUUUUUAUUCUAACCCCAGGCUGGGGAGUGAAAAACCUAUGUGCUGGAAGAAACACUGAGGUGACUCGUUACCGCACAAAGACACUCUCGCUUAAAAUGAGUGUGCCGGUGGAGCUUCAGAAUGCACCAGUUUCGCGUUGUCAAGACAAUAUUAAAGUGUUUGUCACGAAACAAUCAACAUCGUUUGAAUCGUUACAGCUUCCUGAUUGGCACCGACUCCCUGCUACCAACGAGCCUGACAACAGCCGCUCUGGCGGAGGAGAUGCAGAAUCAAAAGACUGGGCUGCUGUUUCGUUUCCUAUUGAGACAGUCUAUGGAUCAUCCGCAUAG
[Torrubiella] hemipterigena is the source of this 1983-nucleotide messenger RNA. NCBI's taxonomy places the organism in Eukaryota, Fungi, Ascomycota, Sordariomycetes, Hypocreales, Clavicipitaceae. The record is from the annotation of a GenBank genome assembly.